Messenger RNA from Phoenix dactylifera (date palm), 718 nucleotides. The record is from RefSeq and is a predicted model, not a curated record. Lineage: Eukaryota; Viridiplantae; Streptophyta; Magnoliopsida; Arecales; Arecaceae.
UUUGAAUCCGCUCCCAUGAAGCCUAUAAGUAGCCCUGAUAUCACCUUCGUCAUCAGUGGAAGCAGGAGAGACCAGCAAGCACUCGAGACCAUGAGGAGUAAGCAGGGCAAGAAUUAUAUAAGAGAUGGUAUCGAGCGGAAGUUCGAUACGAUGCACACAGUAGCUGAUGCACUCAACCCCUGCGCCGGUUUGGAUGGAGUCGUCCAUGGAGUUGCUCGAGGGGUCAGCAACUGGCUCUUGGACAAGCACCCUCAAGAGGAAGACAACGCGUGCAAUCCCAACAAUCCUGCACCUCGGCCAAAACAAACUCCCAAAUACAAACCUGGGGGCAACAGAACUGGGAACAUCAAAACUGGUGACAACAAAACUGGGAAAAACAACCGUGGAAAUACUCAAAACAAUGGAGGCAUCGCUGUUGGCAACAACACUACCGCUCGUGCCGGUGCUCGUCGUGGUGGUGGUGAUGAUGAUGAUGAUGAUGAUGAUGAUGAUGAGGAGUAAUCAUGAAACUAUUCAUCCGUGCAGGAGGCGGUGGUCUGUAUCAGUGUAUCCCAAUAAGGCUAUGUAGGUAAAAGCUCUGCUGCUUGCUGCUGUAUUAUGUAAUAAAAUUAUGGAAAUAAAAGCUGAGUUUAGCUGUCCAGUAGUCAGCACUCAGCAGUCCGAGAUGGCUAUGUAAAACCUACGUUGCUUGCUAGUACGUAAUAAAAUUAUGAUAAUA